Messenger RNA from Plectropomus leopardus (leopard coralgrouper), 801 nucleotides. NCBI's taxonomy places the organism in Eukaryota, Metazoa, Chordata, Actinopteri, Perciformes, Serranidae. The record is from RefSeq and is a predicted model, not a curated record.
UGGAGUCCAUGUUCUCAGCAAUGUGUGACUGCCAGGCGCUGCACCCUGACCCAGAGGAUGAUGACUCGGACAACGACUUCGAAGGAGAAGAGUAUGAUGUGGAGGAGGCCGAGGCAGAGCACGGACAUGCUGACAUCCCGACCUUCUACACCUGCGAUGAGGGUCUGUCUGCGCUCACGCAGGAGGGCCAGGCCACGCUGGAGAGACUGGAAGGGAUGUUGGCCCAGUCAGUCGCUCAGCAGUGCCACAUGGCCGGGGUCCGAACCGAAGAAACCAACGCCGAAUUUGAAGACGGUAUGGAGGUGGACGCAGCAGCCAUGGAGGCCGGUCAGUUUGAGGAUGCAGACGUCGAGCACUGAUGGAUCUCACUGGCCAAAUAAAGAGUUGCAUCAUGGGAUUGGAGAAGAGAACAGCAGCACUUCUUUAAGGCUCUCAGCUCUGACUUGUACACGCUUGUCAAACAAACCUGUUUCCCGUGUAAGUCAUUUCACUAGGCUUUUGUAGCUUCCUACAUAUCUCUAUGUGCUGCAUUGGUGCUCACAUGUUGCUUUGUAUUGCUGUUUUUCAGCUCACCUUCAUAUGUACUAAUUUGUCAUAUGAAUAACGUACAUUGUAUACAGCUAAGUCAGCUAAUGUAGACUAUUGAGAUGCUGCCCCAAAUGCCCAGAUCCUUUUGUCAACUGUAAAAUAAAAAUACUGAGUUUCUGUUUGUACUUAACGACCUGUUUAAUAUCUGACUUUCCUGUCAAGGAGAGUUCAUGUCUUUGUAUGAAAUUGUCAAUAAAUGCAUAGUUUUUGUAA